Vigna umbellata (rice bean) is the source of this 1915-nucleotide messenger RNA. RefSeq names its product B-box type zinc finger protein with CCT domain-containing protein (gene BBX10). The record is from RefSeq and is a predicted model, not a curated record. Lineage: Eukaryota; Viridiplantae; Streptophyta; Magnoliopsida; Fabales; Fabaceae. Gene Ontology annotation, molecular function: zinc ion binding; protein binding.
GUCUGCUAGCUUUGUUUCUCUCAUUCACAUUCAUGGGUUCUGGGCUUCCAGAUCUUGGAUAAUAUUCUGUACCAACUGCGUCUGGAAGGGAGCUACAGCAAUUUUGGUCUGGGGCAUGGAACCUCUGUGUGAGUUUUGUUGGGCUGUGAUAGCUGUGGUUUAUUGCAAGUCAGAUUGUGCUCGUCUCUGCUUGCAUUGCGAUGGCUGUGUGCACUCCGCAAAUUCUCUGUCUCGCAGGCAUUCGCGUUCUCUCCUUUGUGAUAAGUGCUAUUCCCAGCCAGCAGUGAUACGUUGCAUGGAUCAUAAGUUGUCCUCGUGUCAAAGUUGUGACUGGAACCCGACUGCUUGUUUUGCAGCGGGACAUAGGCGCCUCACGUUGAAUUGUUACAAUGGUUGUCCUUCUUUGUCUGAGUUUUCUAGGAUGUGGUCCUUUGUGUUUGAUGAUAGUUCCUCACAAGCUGGUUGGGAAUCUGUUAGCACUUUGCCAAAAAGUGAUAGCUGCACUAGCCUGGAGCAACCUGAUCACAAUGGUGGUUCCUUUAGUUUGGUGAUUGAGAAGUUGGAUGAAAUUGAAUCUUGUGUCAGAUAUGAACCUUGGAUGGGGCAACCUCACAUCAUUCCUUCAAAUCCAAAUUACACACCGUACUGCAAGGAAGAAGGAUUUUUCCUAGCUCAGGACUCAAACCAGCCAAAGACGCAGGAGUGUACUGAUCGAGGAACUGGUGAUGGGAAUGGACUCUCUGAAGGUCUCAAUGUGGACAGAGCUCCAAUAAAUUUUGAAAGUGCUGAAGAAAUAUUUGGCUGUUCACAAGCUGCCACUAGAUACCCUCUUGAAGAUGGAGGAGUGGACUGUCUAUUGAUGGAUAAAAAAUUAUCAGUCACCGAAUCUAGUUCACUUAUUGAGAGUGCCUUAGAGGCAUCAUCAUCAAUUCAACAAGAUUGUGUGGCUUUUCAGUCAUCUAGGACACCUGGAUCAGUUAGUAUGUUGCAGGUUAUGAACAGUAACACAAACUGUGCACUUAUGAAUCCUAGCAGCACUGGAAACAUCAGUCUGGGAUUUCCUCAGGGUCAAGUUCAUUCAAGCAUACCUCUUCAAUUAGGCAACAUUGUGGGUGAAAAUAGUUCUACUGAAUAUCAAGACUGCGGGAUGUCGCCAAUGUUUCUGCCGGGUGAAAUCCCCCGGGAAUCAAAUUUGGAGGGUACAUGCCCACAAGCAAGGGAUAAGGCUAAAAUGAGAUACAAUGAGAAAAAGAAAACUCGAACGUUUGGUAAGCAAAUAAGAUAUGCAUCUCGGAAAGCAAGGGCCGAUACUAGAAAACGUGUGAAAGGUAGAUUUGUUAAAGCAGGCGAAGCAUAUGAUUAUGACCCUCUUGUGACAAGGGAGGUCUAAGAAUAUUAUCUGCAUGAAAGAUAUGCUUUUUCUGACUGGUUAGUCUGUCAUUGGACGUUGUAAGUACAUUGCAUUCUUUUCAAGGGAUGUUUUGUUUAUAACCUGAAAGCAGAUAGAUAAUUAUUCAAAACUUGACUGCUUGGGUGAUUGAUACAGAUUUAUUAGAGAUUUUAACAGGUUAGUAUUUAGAAGAUAAAAAAGAUAUGUAAUUGGGAAUUUCACAGGAAGGGAUUGACAUUGCAUUUAAUUAUACAUAGGAACAAAGAAGAGCCCAACGUUUGAACAGAUUUCAAAAACAGCAUCACGGUCACUAUGAAUUCAGAUAAACACACGGGGCCUACAUUUGCUUCCUUGCUUUAAGAGGAGAUGUACAUAGUUAUCCACACCUGAAUUUGAAAGGUGAGACACUGUUAUGUGUAAACACCGUCUAGAAUAAAAGGAAAACUGGUGUUUGGCAAGCAACUAUAGUCAACCUCGCAUUGAAAGGUGAGACACUGUUAUGUGCAAACACCGUCUAGAAUAAAA